GAGCUGCUCGCGUCUGUGCGGGCGUCGCUGGCGCUGGGAGGGCGGCCGGCGACGGCGCUUGCGCUGCGCCCCGAGCUUGAGCGCCCGCGCCGCCGGCGCCCGCCCGCUGCGCCUCGCGGCAGACCUCGGCCUGCAGCCCGGCGCCAGGUACCACGCCCACGUCGUGCUGCGCGGCGCGGGCGAGCCCGUCCUGCUCUCGGGCGAGCUGCGCACGCAGGACGGCGGCUACAGCGUGCGCGGGGAGGUGUCGUGCCCGCUGUUGAAGGGGUCGCUGGCCGGCAACGUGACCGCGGGGCCCGGCGAGUGCGCGUCCGACCUGCGCCUGGACUACGCGGCGGCCGACGGUCGCCAGCACUCCGCCGCCUUCCACCACCACUUCGUCUCGGGCUUCGGCCUCAUCGCGCUCAACGCCUCCACGCAGGCGUCGGAGUUCCCGGGCGCGACUGCGCGCCUGCAGUGGUCCGCGCGGCGCGAGGAUGGGCUGCGCGAGCACCGCCUGCGCUGGGAGCGCGACGGCCGCGUCUGGAAGAGCCUGCAGCGCCUGCGCCUGCAGCGCCAGGGGCCCCGCGCGCACCUGCAGGCGCUCGCCGCCUUCUCCUGCCCGCAGCGGCGCAUCGACUACAAGAUCGACCUCGAGCACAAGGCAUCGGAACGCAACUGGAGCUCGCGCGCCGAGGCGCUGCUGGGCUGGAAGCAGCGCUACGUGGCCGGCGUGCAGCUGUCGCGCUCCCCGGGCCCGCAUGUCGUGCUCAGCGCCGAGGCCGCCACGCCCAGCGUGCGCGCCACGCUCACCGGCUGCGUGCAAAAGCGCAAGCACAUGAUGGGUGAGCUGGAGGGCGAGCUGCAGCGGCCGGGCGGGCGGCGCAGCAAGCUGUCGCUGACGGGCACGUACAAGCACGAGGGCGCCGGCGGCGCGGCGGGCGGGCCCGAGGUGCACCAGGUGCAGCUGGAGCUGCGCGGGGCGCUGAGCGCGCGUCUGCUGAGCCAUGUGGCGCUGGGAGCGGACGGCGUGGAGCACUCGCUGCGCCUCGCCGCCCCCGCCGACGACGUCUCGCCCGCCUACGCCCACCUUCUCACCUACCGCACGCUCGACGAACGCCACAUCGUGGACGGGUCGGUGUCCAUCGCCGGACGCAACUUCAGCGGCAGCGUGGAGGCCAUCCGGAGCCCGACAGAGCACUCUACCGUCGUGCGACUGCCCUUCAGCUCGGUCAUCGUCAUCUCCUCCAAGUUCCUAAUGAGUUCUCCUUCUGGUCUUGAGUCGCAAGACUACGACGCUCUGCUCUUGGAAGUGUCUUGGGACAAGCAACUGCAUCCCAGCAACUACGUGGCAUUCAACACCACCUUCAACGGCGCCCACUCGCGCGUGCUGCUCGACUACCCCAACCAAAACAUCCUGUGGGAAGUAAUUAGCGAUCCCGGACAUUUGUCACUAGAUUUUGGUUGGAAUAAAGACCGUAAACUUAAAUCAGAAAUUCGAUGGAUUCUGGAAACCUAUGAGGGGAUGUUUUCUGCAUGGAUACAUACACCUUUCAAGGGACUGGAAAAACAAAAUUUCAUGUUCAACUACACAUCCGACGGCCAAGAGUUGAUUCUACAUUCGUCGGUGGAGUGCCUGGGGCGGCAGCAGAGCGUGUCGGCGCGGGGCCAGCGGCGGGGCGACGCCCUCAACGCGGUGCUCACCGCCGCAGGGGACAUGGCCCCGGAGCUGCACCUGUCGCUGGAGCACGACCCGCACGCGCGUACGGGGUUCACGGCCGUCAGCGACAACAGCCUGCAGGUGUCUUUGCUGGCGACGCGGCGCGGCGACGGGCACAUGUCGGCGCUGGAGGCGCACGUGGGCGGGGAGCUGCUGCCGCUGCCCGAGUGCUCGCUCACCUACGCGCACCCUGCGCAUGCGCUGUCGGGCAACCUGCGCUGCGGCGGCUUCCUCACCCUCAACUUCGACGCUGACGCCCACCGCCCGAAGGGCAACUUCUCCGCGUGGAUGCGGCAGCUGGGUGACGCCUCCUUCGACUUCGACGCGACCAACGACCGCAACUCGGCCGUGUUCGACACGCGCGCCGCCAGCGGCGCGCGCGCGCUCUACGUCAGCCUGCAGCACGCGCGCGAGGGCCCGCGCAACUUCUCGCUGGCGCUGGACACGCAGUGGUGGGGUCGCGGCGUGCGCGCCGACAUCUCCUCGCGCAGCGGCGCAGCGGAGACGCGCUACAGCGGCGCGGUGAGCGGCGAGCUGCAGAUGGCGCUCACGCACGUCACCUACCGCCCCGCCGACCGCUCGGCCCGCUUCUUCACCGAGGUCUCACUCCCGGGCGGGGUGGCCGCCAACCACACCUUCCAGGGCCGCGACCUGCUCAACUGGGAGAGCACGGUGCAGGUGUCGUCGGGCAGGCGCCAGGGCUCGCUGCAGGUGCGGCAGGUGCUCAACCACACGGACUUCCUGCACCGCUGGGACGUGGCGUCGAACGCGCGCUCGGCCCGCGCGCUGUUCGCCCUGGGCUUCGGCCCGGACGGGUACCCGCUGCAGGUGCUGCUGCAGGGCCCGCAGGGCGAGCCCUUGGGCCUCGAGGCGCGCCUCAGCCUGCAGCCGCUGCUGCGGCUCUCCUACCCGCCGCACCGCGCUUGCACUUCAGCGGCCGCAUCGAUCUCGACAACCGUUCAAGGGCGGCGGUUUCUCUGCCGAGCUUCUGCUGCCUCAACGCGAUCCUGUGAAUGUGACUGCGUCGUAUGUCGUCCAACGAAACAACGUCACCGGCUCCGCGGCCGCACGCUGGGGCAACGAAACCCUCACCGCCGACACCAAACUCAUCUUCAAGGAAGAGGGAGAGGACGAAAUUAGCCGUGGACAUAAACAUACAUUAACAAUAGACGUGGAGCAUUCCGUUUCAGGAGAACUAUUUUUCCUCGAUCUAUCUCUGAAAGUACCAGACGACUCCUCUCGUCUUCCGUUAAGGCCGUCGGACAUCAGCAUGUCGAGUCACGUCAUAAGCCGCGUGAGUGGGGAAGAGAUCCGGGUCGACACUAGGCUGAACUUGAUUAACUCAGGCUUAGGUGAAGCGCUCAUAGACGUGACGACGCCUUUCACAAACUGGACUUCGCUUAACUUUUCCUACGUAGGGCGAAUAGACUCCGCGGACGCCGCGGCGUGGAAGUGUAGCGUAUCGAAGGAGGGCACGACCGCACAGUUCGUGGCGAAGUGCAAGGCGAGCCCGAGCCAUUCAUUGGUGGACGCGUCCCUGCAUUACAACGACGCUCUCGUCGCCUCGGUGGCCGGCCACUACGACCGCAGCGACCUCUCCAACCAGACGAUGGAGGUGAAGUGCCAGAUCGGCGACAAGAUUGCUCUUCUGAAGGGCGGCUUCGAGCAAAGGGACAGCAACGCCCUCAGCGGAGGCGCCAGAUGGCACGCCUUGCUCAUCACCCCGCUGGAAGGCCUCGCUCACACGGAGGGCGAGCUGAAGUUCGACAACGCGGAGGGCGCGCAGGAGCUGGCGCUGCUGGUGCGCAAGGACGCGUGGCUGCUGCAGGCGAACGGCAGUUGCGCCUUCGGCCAGCAGAGGUCGCGCGCCGCGCUCGACGUGCUGCUGCCGGCGUCGCUGGCCGUGCGCCGCCUGGGCGCCGCGCUCGACUACCGCCAGAUGUCGCCCUCGGACCACCUCGUCGUCUCCUCCAUCACCUGCGACGACCAGGUGCUGGAGACGAACGUGUCGCUGGCGGCGUCGGACGGGGAGCUGGCGGCGUUCCUGGAGACGCGCAGCACGCGCGACGGGUACGGGCCGCUGUCGGCGCGCUUCAACGUGGCCGGGACCGUGCGAGGGGAGGGCAAGGCCCUGCUGUUCGAGCUGGACGGCGCCGGCGGCCGCCGCUUCAACCUGACUGCGCAGCUGCGCGCGCCCAGCGCCCUGCGCGUCGACGCCCGCCUCGCCGCCUCCGCGGCCUCGCCUUCCUUCGGGCGAAGCCGCUUCCUCGACACCGCGCUCAGGUACGACCUGGUGGGCGCGGAGAUGCCGGAGGGCACGUGGCGGCGUCGCUUCGCGUCGCUGGCGAUGAACGUGUCGGCGCGCGCCUACGUGCUAGAAGGAGAAGUGAAGACGGCGGCCGACCGCCUGCGCGCGAACGCCUCCAUCGCCGUGCGCCUGCCCCUCGAGGACGGGAUGCGCGCGCAUGCGCACUACGACGCGCGACCGCGCGGCGCGCUCUCCGCCGCCGCCUCCGUCGCCACCGCCGCCGGCCGCGACCUCUUCCAGGCCGCGCUCGCACUCAACGACAGCCUGCUCACGGCGCAGGUGGUGAGCGAGCCGCUGGGCGUGCGCGCGCUGACGGUGGCCGCGAGCUGGGCGCCGCGCGCCGCCUCGCCCCACUUCGCGCGCCUGCACCUGCACCUGCCGGAGCGCCAGCUCAGCGUGCAGGCCACGGCGGCGCGCGACCUGAGCGCGUGCGAGCUGCAGCUGAGCGCGACGGGCGCCGGCGGCGGCCGGCUGCACGCCAAGUACGACGCCUCGGCGCCGCAGCGCAACCUCACCGCGGUGGUGGCGCGCGGCGACGACACGCUCACGCUCUCCGCGACGCUCGCGCGCGGCGACCAGGGCACGCGCGGCGACUUCUACCUGUCCGCGUCGCGCCUGGGCCGCGUGCACGUGCUGGCGCGCCUGCGCACCCCGCUCGGCUCGCAGCUCGACCUCUUCGUCGACGACCGCGACUUCAACCGCGUGCUGCACACCGGGCUGGCGUCCACGGCCAAGGAGGUGUCCGUCUUCACCGAGUCGCAGUUCAGGGACCUUCAGAAACUCAACAUUUCCAUCCGAUUCGACGUAGUGCCUGCCUUCAACCACGUAGGCCUCGACAUGGAAUACAUCGCGGAGCAGACCAAGUUUCCAGCUAAACUUUCAGCGAAAAUCGAUAGAAAAUCCGCCAUCUUCAAACUCCAACAUUUCGUCUACAAGUUUUUUCCCGAAGAUAUGGAAACGAUACUCACAUACGAUAAGUUGUUAGACACACCCAGUAAUCCGUCGUUUGUUUUCGUACUCUCCGUCAACAACACGAAGAUAUUCCGCUCGUCGGCGCAUUUUGUUUUCGACUGGGAGAAGGAGAUUCAAAUCGACCUCAAGAUGAACUCGCAGCAGCGCGACAAGAAGUGGCGGCUGGGCGUGGGCUGCCGGUGCGAGACCAAGUUCCCGGCGACGGUGAGCCUCAACGUGACGGACCAGACGGGCGCGCUGGUGGCGAUGGACGGGAGAGCCGUGGCGGCCGAGCGAGGCGGCUUCACUUACCGGCUGGCGCUCAGCACGGACCACGGCCGGCAGAGGCGCGAGGCGCUGGUGGAGUACUACCCUAGGAACCCGCUGCUCAUGUCGGUGGACACCAACGCCACGUCGGGGGCGGAGACGCGACGCUACUUCGCCGCGCUCAAGAUGGACGUGGAGCGCGCGCUGCUGCGGUUGGAUCUGGCGACGCCGGUCGCGGGCUACGAGAACCUCACGCUUCACUGGCGGCGCGAGGACGACUCGCUGGCGCUGGACGCGCACACCACCUACCCGGGCUUCGAGCGGGUGGGGGUGCGCGCGCGCUUCUACCUGCAGGAGGGCCCCGCCAAGGCGGCCAGCCUCUACGUGGAGCGGGAUGGGUCCACGGUGGGCGGCGCGCUCUACCUCGAGCGGGUGGAAGGGCUGCUCAACGUGAGCUGCGAGCUGGAGCUGCACGGGACCGGAGGCGGCAGGUCAGGGUUGAACUUCUGGUACGACGUGCGAGGGCCGUUGAAGUCCGUCGAGGUGAAACUGCUCGACACGUGUGUGCACCGCGUGGCCGCCACAUUCGCCACGGAGCCUGGACUCGAACUGCACGCCAUUGCAGACAUUAAGAAGCAAGCGUCUUCCCUCGAUGUGUCCUAUAAUCCGAAGCACGUGGCCUUCCGCGGAGUGGUCGUGGGAAAAACAGUUGCCGAUUUUAAUUUUCAGCGCGUUGAUUCCGGCAAUGACACGUCUGUAGACGCAAAAUUCAUGUCAUCUUUCGUGGCUCAUCCACUGAAACUCAGGUACGACUACAAUGUACUAGAAAAUCCAAAUCCAGAAAUUCGUAUGUUUAUGACGGUAUCAGCCUUGGAAAAAACAUCCACUGUAGAUUUCCGUAUGCCAGCUGAUGAUUCUCCGAACAUGUCAUACAACUUAAAAGUCGAUCUUCCAGAUGGCGAAUGGACCGCUGAGGUUCACAUACGUGAGGAAGGUUCUAUAGAAGCGAAAACCUCAGUGGUUGGUUACGGAGCAGAGUUGCUGCAUGCUGAAAUGCAUGAAUCUUCACCAGGUGUCAAGGCAUUGACUGUUUCUGUUCUGGAUGGCCAAUUCGUAGAUGCAAAAUUGACGUUCGAUUUCUCAGGAAUAAAAAAAUUCUCAGACCUUCACGUGCUGCGCGACGGAUCACCGAUCUUGAACGCUCACCUCCACGCAGAAGUAAAGGAGGAGUCGGUAGAAGUGAUAGGAACAGCUGACGUCCCGAACUUUCCUUUGCGGGGUUUCGCCUUCAACUAUACUCUGGGACGGGGGGAUGUACUUCGUAAAGAAUAUCCUGAAAUAAUCACCGACGGCGCGGGAGUAGGACACUGGCUUUAUUUUGUUUGGCAAACCGAAUCUGAUCGGAUGGCUACUGAUUUACAUGCAGUCUUCGGACCGCAGAUCGUUUUGGACGUUUCUGUGAAGAAUGGAAAAACACAUCUGCUUUUAUAUAAUCAUAAGUUGUAUACUUUAGUAAAGGAAAGUGUGGAGAAGCAACUAGAUAUGCAACUGAAACUAAAAGAAUUAGAAUGGAAACUUUUUGGAGUGUCUACAUUCCGCGAACACGUUUCUGGAAUAAGAUUAGAAGCUACGACACCUUGGUCUGAACUGCAACGACUUGUGUUCAAUUUCCACAGGAAUGACUCGUUCGAUUUAAAACUUCUCGCCACUUCGCAUAAUAAAGACGCUCAAAUCACUGCUAAAAUGACCUCUCAGGACGGAACAUUCGCCAGCGCGGAAUUAUCCCUUCCCGAUCGCCCUAAGGUAGCAGCCGUCGUGAGCGCAAAGGGCGGCCGCAGUCCUGCGUUGAUUCUGGAAGUGACCUCAGGGGAGCAGGUGUUGAAGGCGGAGGCAGGCGCCGAGGUGCGGGAGGGCGGCCGUGUGGAGGCGCAGGCGCGACUCACCACCCCAUGGAAUAUCCCUUGGGCCCUGGAAGGCACGUACGACGGCGGAGUGGCACACGUGCGCACCGUUCACGGCACGCGCACGGUCGCGGAGGCGGAGGGCAAGCUGGACUUCAAGUACGAUCAAGACGUCUCGUUCAGCCUCGCCCUGGAAGGCGCCGUGUUGGACAGGAAAGCGCGUGCGGCCGCCGGCUGGAGCUGCCCGACGCAGGGAGGCUCCGGCCAGAGAAGCGCUCACUUGGAGUGGCAGUCCGAAGGCGCGAUCGUCAAGUUCCGGUUCGACGCCGAACCCGAGUCACGUGGCCGGAAGUUCGGCGGCACCAUGGCGAUCGUCGCGGACUCUAUCGUUCUGCACGGAUCCGCCAACGGCACGUGGCCUAAGGCGGCCGCGGUCGCGGUGCGAACAGGCGGCAUGCAACAGGCGUACGAAGCGUCUUACGACUUCCGAGAGGAUGGGCACACGACCAACGGCGCGGUCCUUCUCAAGACAUUGGUUUGGGAACCCCUGGAAGUGAAGGUGUCACUGACUGACGACAAGGCAACGGGGAGGAGAGAAGCCGUUUUCUCAGCUCGAGGAUAUCGCGUAUUCGCCUUCUACAACAACAACGGCAUUUCGGACACCAGAUUCGAACUAUCUGAUUCAAACGGUGUCAUUUUGUCUCUAAAGAACGUACUUAUUGGCGAUACUUACAACGGCGAAGUGGCAUGGCGUGAGAAUUCCUCUCCCAAGAAAGUAGAGAUCUCACUUCGAAUGGAACAGAACGGGAAAUUUGAACUCACGUCUCCGUGGGACAUGUACGCGUUGGCAAACUGGAACCACGUGAAUAAGACAAACGGCCAAGCGCUGCUGCAUUGGAACGGCAUGGAUUUGAACGCGGAGUACGACAGAUCGCUUCCGUUCAGCCGCGUGUUCCUCGGCUCGCCGUGGGGCGCGGUGCACUUGAGGCAGGUGAAGGGCGAGGAGCAGGGCAGCAUCGCCUUCAUGGUGGACGACUCCACCGGGGACAAGCAGGUGCUGUACGCCAAGUACGAGUACGACGACCAGAUGAGAUUCCUGCUGCACGUCUGGCGGGAGGCUCUGCACAAGGUGGAGGUGUCGCUGAGCCCCGACCUGCGGCGCGCGUACGCCCUGGUGGCGACGCCACGGCUCAACGUGGACGCCGGCGUGGAGGCGCGCGCGGACGGGUGGGGGGCGCGCCUGCGCACCGAAGGCGAGCUGGCGCCGGCCGUGGACGCGCGCCUCAGCAGCGACGACGCGCACUUCGCCGCCAGCGCGAAGCUGCCCGGCGCAGACCUGCAGGCCGCGCUCACCAGACACCCGGUGCGUCCCGUGGCUUCGUCUUUUCCU
This is a messenger RNA of Gryllus bimaculatus (two-spotted cricket), 8516 nucleotides long. The record is from the annotation of a GenBank genome assembly. NCBI's taxonomy places the organism in Eukaryota, Metazoa, Arthropoda, Insecta, Orthoptera, Gryllidae.